AUGGAGAAAGGGUUGUCGUCGUCGAAGAAGAAGAAAUGGGAUAUCCAAGGCAAGGAAGAAGAUGGCAAAAUGGCGUCGUCCAUUACCUUUAGAACAGUUCAGGCAAAGAUUACGGCAAAUCUGAAUAAACCAGACACAAGGCCGUUCAUUCCCUUCGUACAAGGCGAUCCAUCGGCUUUUUUUCGGACCACUCUGGUAGCCGAGGGCGCCAUUGUUGAUUCUCUCUGUUCUGCUAACUUCAAUGGUUACGCUCCUGCUGCUGGAAUUGAACGGCCGCCAGAACAGCAUCUCUCUUGUGGACUACCAUACAAAUUAUCACCAAAUGAUGUGUAUCAAACUGCUGGUGCCAUUCAUGCAAUUGAAGUCCUUAUAAUGGUGCUUGGGCGUCUUCCUGGAGCCAAUGUAUUACUUCCUAGACCUGGGUAUCCACAAUAUGCAGCUUCUGCUGCAUUUGCCAAUCUUGAAAUCCGACAUUUCAACCUUCUACCAGAAAAGGGUUGGGAGGUUGAUCUUGAUGAUGUCGAAGCUCUUGCAGAUGACAACACUGUUGCCAUGAUAGCCGAGAGUGCAAAAAAGCUUGGGAUAUUAGUGAUUGCAGAUGAAGUUUAUUACUAUCUAGCUUUUGGGAGAAACCCUUUUGUGCCAAUGGGAGUGUUUGGAUUGAUCAAUCACUCUUGGCCUUGUUUGGGAAUAUGA
Messenger RNA from Camellia sinensis, 696 nucleotides. Lineage: Eukaryota; Viridiplantae; Streptophyta; Magnoliopsida; Ericales; Theaceae. The record is from RefSeq and is a predicted model, not a curated record.